Lithohypha guttulata is the source of this 984-nucleotide messenger RNA. RefSeq lists its product as uncharacterized. Bases 1 to 984 code for a protein of 327 amino acids. The transcript is spliced from 2 exons. NCBI's taxonomy places the organism in Eukaryota, Fungi, Ascomycota, Eurotiomycetes, Chaetothyriales, Trichomeriaceae. The record is from RefSeq and is a predicted model, not a curated record.
AUGUCGUACCAACCACCGACGUUGCAUCGAAAGUCUUCAGCACCAUGGGACAGACUACGACCAGUCAAGCAGGAUCCUCUAGAGAGUGUUGGAUUUGUUUCAAAAGGGGACAAUCGAUUACUCAAUUUGAAGACCCAAGAAAGCUAUUAUCACAAAAUUACAGCUCGCUACAUGCAAUUCUGUACACAAAAUUCGAAGAACCUCAACGAGGCAUUCUCGUCACUCUCUAUCGACGACUCGACGUCGUCGACACGGCUCAGUAGUGAUGUGCGCCCAACAACACCAGCAUAUACUGCUCGAGGUCUAUCAGCAUCAAAGUUCGCACCAGUACCAACUGUGGUCGCAACAGUGAAUCCGUCCGAAGAACUAUCGAUGAUACUGACCGCUCUCCGAAAGCUACGAGAAGGUAUCCUUGCAACAUCGUCCUCUGCUUCAUCGCCGGUUUUCUCACAAAGAGUCCAUGUUUUCAACAUCAGGCUAGCUAUACUCGCUUUGCAUCCGGAGUCAUAUCAUGCAUCUUUAAGAUAUUUGUUGACGGCAUUACACAGCCACAAGUAUCCACUUUCGUCCACGGAGCUUCGGGAAAUGCUGGUGUAUCUCAUCCUCGACACGGCUCUUCGUCAGGACGAUUUGGCUGAAGCCUACAAGAUCCGCUCAGCAGCUAAGAUGUCAUCCGGGUUCCAUGACACUCAAGUCGAUCUCAUCUUGCGAGCAGUUGUGACAGCUGACUGGCCGCUCUUCUGGAGGAUACGUAGUAAAGUCGAUGGCUACGUUCGAGCCAUUAUGCGUUGGAAGAUUGAUUCCUUACGGAGAUCUGUCUUGAAAGCGAUCGGCAAGUCGUAUCUUAAAUGUGAUAUCGACUGGAUCGUCAAGAACGCAACUGGUAAUGAACUUGAUUGGGAUGAGCUGGUACAGAAGGAGGAUAUUGGAUGGCAGCGGGAUGGUAACAUCGCUAUUAUCCGAAAACCCAAAUUGAAAAGCUGA